Molecule: messenger RNA, 5412 nt
Organism: Stegodyphus dumicola
Lineage: Eukaryota; Metazoa; Arthropoda; Arachnida; Araneae; Eresidae
Product: glutamate-gated chloride channel-like
Biological process (GO): monoatomic ion transmembrane transport
Cellular component (GO): membrane
Molecular function (GO): transmembrane signaling receptor activity; extracellular ligand-gated monoatomic ion channel activity
Source: RefSeq, a predicted model, not a curated record
GAGUGUAUGUAUACCUUCAAAUAACAAUACCUGAAAUUUGUUUCGAUUGGCUGAGUGGAUAGGCCACUAGGGGAUCAUAUAUCAGUGAAGUUUUUAUGACCAUCUUAUUCUUUUGCUUUGCAAUAUUAAACUUACGUACGCAGCAUAAUUCAAAGUCAAUAACAUGUGCUUCAUCAUUUUUUAAACAUAUUCAGUUCAGAGUCCAUGAAAUCUGAAGUCAUCUUUAUAUAUGUCGUAUAUGAGAAUCGGAAUGAAUUUAUCAUAAAACCUUAUACUUUCUUAUUGUUUUAUCUCUUUCAGGAGAAGUAUGAUUUUAAACUGUCAAGGAAAUCUACAGAUAUUUCCUUUUGAUAAUCCCAAGUGUCCUUUCGCUAUAGAGAGCGUUUCCCACGAAAUGUCGGAACUAAAGCUAACGUGGGAGCCUGGUGUCAUGCCAAUCAGCGGAGCCAGUUCCCUUAGAUACCAUAAUGCCUAUUUAGUCAAGAACGAGACUGGUGAUUGUAAUAACCAUCACACGUGGAGAGGGAAUUACAGUUGCCUUCGCGUUCUGCUUGUAUUCACGCGUGACAAGAUCUUCUACUUCAGCACAGUCUUCGGCCCUGGCUUCGUCUUGGUGACGAGCUCCUUCAUAAGUUUCUGGUUGGAUAUCAAUGCAGUUCCUGCGCGGGUCAUGAUUGGAGUAACGACCAUGUUGAACUUUUGUACGACCACCAACAGCUUCCGUUCCACAUUACCAGUGGUCUCCAACUUGACCGCCAUGAAUCUGUGGGAUGGAGUUUGCAUGUUUUUCAUUUAUGCUUCCAUGCUAGAAUUCAUCAUUGUGAAUUACUUGUACAGGAGGUAUCCACACAGAGCGUCAACCGCUACUGGGGCCGCCGGUCAACACCUAACAGCUGGAGAAAGCCUAAGGGCUGCAUCCUCUAAUAUAGGACGGUGGUGUGGAAAUUUUGAACCUAACGUCUUAAAAGACAACAAUAGCAACGACCCUGGCAUCACAAGGGAUCACGUGUCCUCAUCGAGAGAACCUGGGCAAGGAAUGCCCAUUGAAGAUCGUCGGGCAGCUGCUCUCUCUCUCUUUGGUUGGCUAAAGAGGCCACAGCCAAUUAUACCGCCUAAUUACAACAGACAAAGACUGUCAAAGAAUAUAGACAAAGUUUCGAAGAUUCUCUUCCCAUUAUCAUUUGGAUUGUUCGUGGCGGCCUAUUUCCUAACAUACGCUGUCAUCAAACCGACUCACAAAGAAAAUUGGGAGCUGUUGAGCAACGGGUAUACGAACUAAAUUCGAUACUGACAGAGUGAGGCCUUCAAAAGAAAUGAAAUCAGGGAUAGGAUAACUAUUGCCAAUCUUCAAUAUAAAAAGCCGUGGAGAAGACUACUUGAUGUGCCAUCGUCUGCGAUUUGCUAAUAAAAGCAAAACUUUGAAAAAAAAAGUGCAUCUUUUUUAUCAGCCAUCCCCAAGGCAAAGUCAAUGAUUUCGUACUUCAGGUUUUCGGAAGAUUUUCACUAAAUUUUUGGAAAUGUGAUUGCACAAUAGAUUGACCAAGAGAGAAAAGAAUUUGUUUGCUAUGGACUUUAAAAUCAGUAAAGCAAAGAGAAUAUAGAUUCUUUUUUCAUUUCACCAUUUUCAUGCGUUCCUCCAAUUUCAUUUUCUCUCCGAAAUCUUCUUUUAUUUGUUUAUGAAAUUUUAACUAUGUUUCAAAAAUUGAAGUUUAGUUUAUUCUCAACUAAAAAUGGCUUUACAAAUUGUUUAUUAUGUAAUUUAAAUUUAAAUCCGGUAACCUUUUCAAAAAUAUCUAAAUGGAAAGUUUUCUUUGAAAAAUUAUUGCUAAACUUUCAAAGAUUCUAACAUUAUUAAAUGUUUUAACUAAUAUUAUAUUUUUACUUCAUUAAAUAUCUCACCAAUAUCUCCCAUUAAGCGAUUUCACAAAACUGCAAUUCGAAUGUUAAUUUAAUUGCAUGCUGUUUCUGAAUGUCUCAAGUUGGAAAACGCUUAAUCGUUACAAGCUUGUAUUCUAAAGAUAAAAUAUACCAAAAAAAUGGCACUGUCCAGUGUUAUUAGUUUCUUGUCAUCACGCCGCUUCAAGAAAUGAAUAGAAGGAAAUAACUAUUAAAGAAAGCUAAAAAGAAAAUAGUUUUUCCCCAUCCUCGAGUAUGUAAAAUUGUAAUAAAAUAUGCAGAAAGUGAUUUCGAAGUGCAUUAUUUAAAAAAUGAAGAGCAAAAUUUCUAGUAAAUUUAAAGAGAUUACACUUUUGAACAUCAAGGAAUUAUAAAUCUUCUAGAUUUCAAACAGUAGUAGACAUUUUUUUCCGAUUUCUACUCAUUGGUAUCAUUAGAAUCUAAGAACAUCUCCAAAGCUGUAGUUUUCAUUAUAAUGUGUCUUAUUUAACAAAAGCCAAAUUUCUUGCCGUGAAACUUUAUAUUCUGGAAUAUAAAAUUUCAGCAUUUAUAAGUGAACUAAAUACUAUACUUUUCCAUGCAUUACUCAAGAAAUUUAACAGCCGAAAAAGAGCUCUAUUAUUAUUUAAACGGUAAAACAAAUUUAAUAUUUCUACUUCUACUACAGAUAUCCUGCCAAAUCUUUAAACUAUUUACAUGCUGCCUACGAGUAUCCUGAAGAAUUUAAUAGGUAAUAAUUUUUAGGAAAGAAUAAAUCCAAAGAAUAACAUUUUGUAGACUAUUAAUUCAUUUUAUAUCGUUUAUUUAAGUAAUUUCUUGUAAUAUUUUUCUAAGGCCACCGAGCUGGGAUAUAUAAUUUAAUAAUAUAUUUUAAAUUAUUUAUUUUGCUAUGGUUACAAAAACUGUACAUAAAAAAAGCAUAAAUUAAGGUACUUAUAAACGGAAAAUAUUACACAACUUUAAGUAAUCACUUAUGGAUUAUUGAAACAACUCAUUAAAAAAUUUGCUUUCUAUAACAAAACAGAAGCAGAGCUUAAAUGUAGCUGGAGUUCGGCACCGGCAAUGGUUAAUUUUUUUGUCAAAUCCAUAAUUCAAACAGGAAGCCCAGAAAAGGUGAGCUUUGUUAUUUUUAUUUAUCAUUUCAUUAUUUUCCGUUAAUUUAAUUUAUUAUUUUCUGUCUCUUCAUAAUUUAUUUAAUUAUUUUUUAUUUCUUUGUAAUUUAUUUAAAUUUUUAUCAUUCAUUUAUUUACUUUUAUUGACCUUUCCUGAAGCUUUCCAGAAGGUUCUGCCUUUCAAAUUUCAGAAAUUAAGCCCUGAAUAAAACAAUAGCAUGAUUACUUAGAAUUGUAGUGUGAUGCAAUUUUCAGAGGGGAGGAAACUAGAAUCAUUCUUUUUUGGUCUCUGCAAAGCUUUCUAACAUUUCAGCAAACUUUCGUCCUUUGUAACAUAACGCGACCAAGUAUAAAGCAGUUUAUAGUUAAUUAGAGAAAGAAUUAUGCAUAUCAUUGCUUCUUCUAACGUCAUGGAAAUAGAUUCGGUCUAAUCUAGAUAAUAUACGAUUUAUAAGGCAUUCAGAAGUAUCUGCGUGUCUUAAAAUGAAGCCUCAUUCCUUACAUGUUUUUUACUAAUCACCGAGAAUAAAACUUUGUUAUAGGAUACAAUUUGCGUUUUUAAUUGAGAUUCAAAUUUUAAUCUUAUUUAAACGUCCGAGUUUAUAUGCGUUAAAAUUCUCUUUCAUUCUGAAAAUUCCAUUGCUAAACACAGUACUAGGAAGAGAAUGAAGUUAUUCUUAAAUUUUUAGUUGAUGCUUACGGAAUAUUUUAAAUUACGAGUAUUAAAUGAAAUCAACAUCCGCAACUCAACGCCAUCUAUCGGUAAUUUUGAAAAGCUGUCUUUGAAGCUAUGUAAUUCAUGUAAAACGACGAAGGAUAUUUAAAAUGUAAUUAAUAUUAAAGCUUAAAUUAUUGUUAUACUUGCUGAAGGCAAGUAACUUACUUAUUUGCGGUUUAAUAUAUUAUUCGAACGAAAUUAAAACGCAAAAAUAUGAAAGGGAAUUUAAGUGUAAAAACAGUCUGUGGACUGUGUCAUCAGUCAUUGUAGGUGAGUCAACGAAUAGCUUCAAUAAAUUAAUUAUGAUAUUCUCAGUUUACCUUUCAAACCGAUGAAGUCUUUGGUGUCUUUUUACGGACUGUUUGAAAAAAUUUUAAAUCAGUUUGAAAAUUUUAAAAUGGGUAUAGUCCUUCUGAUUUUUGUCCAUUUUUUUAUAUUAUUAUACUUAUUCUUAUUAUUUUUUACUUUAAUUUUUACUGUAGCUGGAAAUCUUGAUUUUUAACUUAUCUUAAUUAAAUUUAACGUUUUAAAGUAAUUACUUGAAAUUGAAGCUAUAUUGGCAAGACGUAAUUUGAUCACAUUGUUUGAUAAGUCGUGAAGAAAUAUUAUUAAGAUAAGAAGAAUAUUUAUGCGAAGAUGCUGUAUAACAAUGUUACGUUUUAAAUAGCUUCUAAGAAAUGUAUUCGAUCAGUUAGAUGCUUAUGAAUAGCCGUAAAUGUCAAUCGUUUCCUGUUUGAUCACUUGUUUAAAUUUAUGCACUAUAAGUUGUUUUUGAUUUUAAAAUCUCCGUAAUUAUUUUUAAAUUGUGAUAUAUGUACAUUUAUUUUGUGUGAUAAUAUUACCUUCUUUGCAUUUAUAACCAAACAAAUUUGUACCGAAAUGUAUCCACAGUAAUAAUCGUUUAAUUAUAUAUCAAUAAAAGAAGUAUGCUUCCAAAUUUUUAUAUAAUAUAUGCAAAUUAAAACUUUUAUUCUAAAAGUAAUUUCUCUUGAUAAAGAAUAUAAUUUCAAGCAUAUAAUAACCAAAUAAUUAAUGUGAAUAAAAUCGAAAUAUGUUUAAAAUUUUUGUGGAUUUAUUGGUUUUUCGCAAAUUUUCGCCCAUUUAAGUGGCUUAUGUAUAAAAUAAAAUGCUUCGCCUUAUGUAACUUUAACACUGUAAAGGAAAAGCAAUCUAAUAUAAAAAACAAUUACGAAGUAAAUUUUUAAAUUUCAUUACAGUUAUAAUGUGUUUCAAAAAUUUGACCACUUUCCUAUAAUCCGCACUCUACAAAGGCAUCUGUGCUUUUAACUUAAUAUCAGCCUCACAUGUGCAUUUAAAGAUAUCUCAUUUCUAGUUAAUGUAGUUUACUGCAUCCAUUCCAUACCUGUGUGAAAAUUUUCUAUCAUAUUUGUAUAUACAUAUAUAUAUCAUAUUUUUCCUCACGAUGUGUAAUCGUACAGCAAUGGUUCUUUGUUCAGAAUAAUAGCAUCUAUAUAUAAAUAUAUAUUACAUACAUAUAAAGAAAAAUAUGCAUGCUAAACGAAGCGUGUAUAUAUAUUGAGCAAUUAGCGUGAAAAAGAAGUAUUUUGCCUAUCUCAGUGAAGAGUAUCUAUAAGUUUUGAAUUUUUCCUGAAGAACAUUGUAAUCACGCAUAUUUAAAUAUAAUUAUUGUACCUGCUUCCAGAAUUAAAAUCUCUUAUUCAUCUA